AUGAUGAACUAUUUAAUAACAACGUAUCAAAAUUUGACAAAAUCAAAUAAUAAUAAUCAAUCAGAACUUAAAAAGUUUAAAUUAGUGAAAAAUAACGAUAAAAAGAUCCAACCACUUGAAUCAAACUCAUUAAGUCCUUCUUCAUGUCCAAGGUCAAGUCCUUCAAGAUGUGCACUUUGCUCAACUUCAUAUUUGACUUUAUCAAGUUUAAAUAAAUUAAUUAAUCCAAUUGAAAAUUUGAGUAACUUAAAAUCUAAAAUUAUUAAAAAAUUAACAAUUCCAAAAUUAAAUAAUCCCAAUUCAAAGGAUAAAUUUGUUGAUGAGAUUUUUAAUAUUAAAGUUUAUCCUUGUCCAAAAAAUACACAACAAUCACCAAAAAUUUGA
Molecule: messenger RNA, 384 nt
Organism: Lodderomyces jiufengensis
Lineage: Eukaryota; Fungi; Ascomycota; Pichiomycetes; Serinales; Debaryomycetaceae
Exons: 1
Coding region: 1-384 (127 amino acids)
Source: RefSeq, a predicted model, not a curated record